Molecule: messenger RNA, 777 nt
Organism: Linum tenue
Lineage: Eukaryota; Viridiplantae; Streptophyta; Magnoliopsida; Malpighiales; Linaceae
Source: the annotation of a GenBank genome assembly
CACACCACAACUAGCCAAAGCUCAAAUAUUCUCACUUUCUAAAGAAAAAAAGAAGAAAAAUGGCUCGUCUGGCUUCCACAAUCUCCCUCAUUUUCCUCUCACUACUCGCCGUCGCCGAAGCAAAGGAGUUCAUCGUCGGAGGCAAAGAGAGCAAGACUUUCUGGAGGGUGCCCGCCGGCGAGAAUCGAAGUAACCUCAAUUACUGGGCCGAGCAGAACAGGUUCCGGUCCGGCGACGCUCUUGUAUGGAAUUCCGUCGCUAAAAGUGAUUCGGUGCUGGAAGUGAGCAAGAAAGAUUACGAUAGCUGCACCACGACCAAUCCGAUCAAGGAGCUGAAGGCCGACGACGGCAAGUUCACUCUGGACCGGUCCGGGCCGUUCUACUUCAUCAGCGGAGUCGAGCGUCACUGCAAGAAAGGGCAGAAGCUGGAGGUGGUGGUUCUCGCCGAUAAACAUGAAAACGUGCCAUUGGCACCGGCACCGGCGACCGAGGCGCCUGCUCCGGCACCGGAGAAGUCGAGUGGGUCGAAGGUUGGAGCUUUGGGGAUGACGUCUUUGGCGAUGGUUGCAGUGGGAUUGGUUUCCUUUUUGUUUCUUUAGUUUGUAGGGGUCAAUUAAUUGAUGGGUUUAGGUCUUUGUGUUUUCGUUUUUUGUUAUUUCAUGAUCUAGGAUUUACUUUGGGAGUUUGUAGUAACGGGAGACAUUGAAAGUCAUCAUCAAGAAGAUUAUCUCUAGUUAAGUAGGAGUCUAAUUCGAGUGUUUAAACUAUCAUUUUGUG